Messenger RNA from Dissoconium aciculare CBS 342.82, 525 nucleotides. RefSeq lists its product as uncharacterized. Gene Ontology annotation, cellular component: membrane; signal peptidase complex. The record is from RefSeq and is a predicted model, not a curated record. The annotation marks the transcript as partial. Gene Ontology annotation, biological process: protein targeting to ER. The transcript has 2 exons. NCBI's taxonomy places the organism in Eukaryota, Fungi, Ascomycota, Dothideomycetes, Mycosphaerellales, Dissoconiaceae.
GCCGAAUCCAAAAUCUCCCCACACAACCUCAACGACCUCAAGAACACCACCGACGAUGCCUUGGGGAACUACCUCCGCGGGCUCUCUUUCCAACAGGACAAUUCGAAGCUGGACGUGCGGUUAGCCCUGGGCUAUGUAUCCGUGAUCAUCGCCGGAGUCAUCUUCUACGCCGACUGGAAACUGGGCUGGGAGGCGACGAAGGGCUGGACGGCCGUCGCCGUCGCAGCAUAUGCGGUCCUGAACGGAGGAUUUACGUACUGGAUGUGGGCGGUAGAGAAGGGACUGGUAUUUGAGGGCAGCAAGAACGGGAAGAAGAUCGUUAUCCUCUCCUCCCAGAAGAAGCACGAUCCCACCUACUACCUCGACGUCACGACGACCGCGGGCCCCGGCGCGACGGCCAGCUCAUGGCAGAUCCGCGCGCCCUACACGACGUGGUUCACCGCGGACGGGGUCUUCGUCGCCAAGCCGUUUCAGAAGUGGCUCGCGAGUACGAUCACGGCGGUUGGAGAUGAAGAUUUGAAGAAC